CUCUCGACGACUAACCAGUUGGAAAUUUGUUGUCAAUCUCGAACUUCGAAGACUCAUACAAACUUGAGAAAGGUUCAGUCACAGCCUUAAAAAAUGGAUUUUCCAUCUGUUGAGAGGGCAGUGAAAGUGUACAGGGAGUGUGCUAGUGCACCCUCUCUCUCUUCUGCUUCCCUACAAAAGACUGGAGACAGUGUGUUUAGUGUACACUCAACGUGGAGCCAGAGAGAUCUAGAAAGAGAAUGUAACAUCAAGUAUAGACAGACCCAUAUUGUGACUCUUGACAGCAAUGGACAAAUAGGAGAUGUCAUAGAUCCAGGAACCAACACUGAACUAAAUUCAGAACAGCUGGUGCGAUGGUCACCUUCCGGAAAGCUCAAAGCUGUGCUGAGGAAAAUUAAGGAUAAGAAAGGCGAUGAGAAACAAUAUUUGGAGGUCUGGAACAACAUUGCAAAGAUUCAUAAUAUCAAUCUGACUGCCCUUGACAAACAUGGCAAAGUGUAUGAAGAUGGUGAAUUUGGAUGCUUGGAGUGGUCUAGUUGUGAAUCUCAACUUCUGUAUGUGGCAGAAAAGAAGCAACCCAAAGCUGUCUCUUAUUUUGAUAAAUCUAAAGAAGGUGGCUCUGAAGAGAAUCCUGAAACAGAUGCUAAAAAGAAAGAUCCAGAAGUUAAGGGAGACCAGUUUGUCCAUCGUCAAGAUUGGGGUGAGCUAUUGGUUGGGAAGCAUUCUCCAGUGCCAUGCAUCUUAAACCUUCAGACUGGUCAGGUGACUAUACCAGAGGGUCUGCCCAAUGAUGUCUCUGUCGGUCAAGCGAUCUGGACUCCCGAUGAUAGCGGGAUAGUGUUCACUGGAUGGGAGAAUGAGCCGUAUAGGCUAGGAUUAAUCUACUGUAGGAACAGAAGGAGUGCCAUCUAUCAUCUGGAUCUGUCAAGUCAAACCUGCAACACCAUCAGCAUCACAGGUCAAUCUGUGAGGUCACCUGUCUUUAGUCCUGAUGCUUCUAAACUGAUCUAUAUCCAGAAUUCCUGCCAUGGCCCUCACAUGCAAUGUGCUCAACUCAUUGUGUAUCACUGGGAGAGCAAGGAGACAAAGGUUACAGUUGAUAUAGUUCAAAGACCUACAGAAGGGAGGCCCUUCCCUGGUUUAUACGUUGGCCGUUUUGAGCAACAGUGUUGGCUGGACAAUGAGACUAUCCUUGUCAGCACUGCUUGGAGAAGUAGUCAGACAAUUAUUGCAAUCAAUAUCUGCACAGGAGAAGUGACAAGACUUACUAAUGGCCCAGAUUUUGGUAGUUGGAUGUUUUGUGACAUCAAACAAAGACUUAUUCUUGCAUGCAGAUCAUCACCAACCCGUUCAGCUCAACUGGUUGUAGGUGUAAUACCUCAGGAAGGAGAUAUAUCAUGUAUCAACUGGAAACCUUUACAUGAAUCUAGUGUGAUCCUGUCAGAUGUAAUCUGGUCUGUUAUUACACUCAAACCAAAAACUGAGCAAGGUAGUGAUAUUGAUUUUGAAACUAUCAUCUUGAAGCCAAAGGCAAACUCGGGCAGUCAAGAGAAGAAGCUUCCUCUCAUUGUGUGGGCUCAUGGGGGCCCUCAUUCCGUAUUCAGUACAGGCUACCUCCUUCUUCCUGGAUUAUUCUGUCAACUUGGAUUUGUUAUCGCCUGUGUCAAUUACCGAGGUUCAAUAGGGUUUGGGCAAGCCUCCAUCGAUUCACUCCCUGGCUUUGUUGGAACCCAUGAUGUGAAAGAUGUUCAGGCAGCAGCAGAAGCAGUGAUAGAACAAGGUCUUGUAGAUCGAGAAAGGGUAGCUGUGUCUGGUGGCUCACAUGGUGGUUUCUUGUCUACACACAUGAUUGGACAGUAUCCAGAUUUUUACAAGGCAUGUAUUACAAGGAAUCCAGUCACUAAUCUUGCAGAUAAACUUUUCUGUGGAGAUAUACCAGACUUGACAAUGACAGAGGCUGGUAUGGAUUUUGAUUUCAAGAUAGCGCCAUCAGCCGAGAUGUAUGCUAAGAUGUUCAACUGUUCUCCUAUGGCUCAUAUUGACAAGGUGAGAGCUCCAACCCUUUUAAUGCUUGGAUCAGAUGACCUUCGCGUUCCACCCCAGCAGGGCAUACGCUACCAUGAGAUGCUCAAGGCACGUGGGGUCAAAACAAGAUUGCUGAUGUAUCCAGAUAACAGUCAUCCGAUCAACAAAGUUGAUGCCGAGGCAGAUUGUUUCAUGAACAUGUAUACAUGGAUCACAGAACAUCUCUAAACUUGAAGCAUUGCUCCUGUAUA
Molecule: messenger RNA, 2276 nt
Organism: Strongylocentrotus purpuratus (purple sea urchin)
Lineage: Eukaryota; Metazoa; Echinodermata; Echinoidea; Camarodonta; Strongylocentrotidae
Product: acylamino-acid-releasing enzyme
Exons: 21
Coding region: 94-2253 (719 amino acids)
Biological process (GO): proteolysis
Molecular function (GO): serine-type endopeptidase activity
Source: RefSeq, a predicted model, not a curated record